UAUUUCCUUCAAACAGUGUGAGCUAAAAACAGAGUUUGAAGAUGAUACUGAAGAGAUAGAUCACCAAGCAUUUUUCAUUUUUGGAAUCACAAAUAAAAAGAGGGAAAAUUCAAAUCCAUUUUCAAUUCCCUUUAUUUUCAUUUUCAUUUUCAAUUCCGAUUAAAUAAAUAUUCAAUUUCAAUUUUAUGAAUUUCCAAAUCACAAAUUCAACUCCCACCGGUUGCAGAUUAUUACAAUUUUUAUAAAAUAAUUCUCCACCAUCGUCAUCAUCCUCAUCAUAAUACUCACUGUAUUCACUCAACCCCUCUCUCUAUAUAUAUACACACACACACAUAUAUAUCAUUUCUUAUCCUUCACCCCUACUCCGUCUUCAUGGCGCACGAUAGCAACCGCAACCUCCCUUGCGACGGCGAUAACCGCUGCAUGAUAUGCAAACUCACACCGCCACCGGAAGAAACUCUCACCUGCAAAACCUGCGUCACACCAUGGCACCUCAACUGCUUAUCCGUUCGUCCCCAAACCCUAGCCGAAGCUACACAAUGGGAGUGUCCAGACUGUUCUAACCUCAUUUCCUCUCACGCGCCGCCGUCGACCGUCACAUCGGGAUCUGAACAAUCCGAUUCGCUGAUUGCGGCAAUUCGCGCCAUCGAGUCCGAUGAUUCACUCUCCGAUCAGGAUAAGGCCAAGCGACGUCAGCAAUUGUUGAGUGGUGGAGGAUCCGGUGACGGUGAUACGGCGAUUGAUGACGGUAACGGUAACGGUAACGAGAUCGGUUCCGGCGGAGAUAACGAUGUUUUGAAGCUUAUUAGCGGUAGCUUUAAUUGCUCGUUUUGUAUGCAGUUACCGGAGAGACCUGUUACGACGCCCUGCGGUCACAACUUUUGUCUGAAGUGUUUUGAGAAAUGGGUCGGCCAGGGAAAACGUACUUGUGCCAUAUGUCGAACUGCCAUUCCUCCGAAAAUGGCAAGUCAGCCUCGUAUCAACUCGUCACUCGUAACUGCUAUCAGAAUGGCAAAGAUGACGAAAUCGAAUACUUCUUCUGGACCAUCUAAACCCUAUUAUUCUGUGACAAAUCAAAACAGACCAGAUAAAGCAUACACCACUGAGCGGGCUAAGUAUUCCGGGAAGGCUAAUGCAUGCAGUGGAAAGAUAUUUGUGACCGUUCCACCUGAUCAUUUUGGCCCGAUUCUUGCAGAGAAUGAUCCGGAAAGAGGAACCGGAGUUCUUGUUGGAGAAACUUGGGAGGAUCGUAUGGACUGUAGACAAUGGGGGGCCCAUCUUCCUCAUGUUUCCGGGAUAGCUGGACAGUCGGAUUAUGGUGCACAAUCUGUGGCGUUAUCUGGUGGAUAUGAAGAUGAUGAAGAUCACGGAGAGUGGUUUCUCUACACAGGAAGUGGCGGAAGAGAUUUAAGUGGGAAUAAAAGGACGAACAAGACACAGUCGUUUGAUCAAAAGUUUGAGAAAUCUAAUGAAGCCUUACGGGUUAGCUGCAGAAAAGGCUACCCAGUACGUGUCGUUAGGUCACACAAAGAAAAGCGGUCUGCUUAUGCACCUGAGAAAGGAGUACGGUAUGAUGGGAUUUACAGGAUUGAAAAAUGCUGGAGGAAACCUGGAAUCCAAGGAUUCAAGGUAUGUCGGUAUCUUUUUGUUCGUUGUGAUAACGAUCCUGCUCCAUGGACAAGCGAUGAACAUGGUGAUCGUCCAAGACCUUUACCUUCCAUUGAAGAGCUGAAAAACGCAACAGACGUAACAGAGAGAAAGGGCACUCCAUCUUGGGAUUAUGAUGAGCAAAAAGCUUGUUGGUUGUGGAAAAAACCUCCACCAGAAAGUAGAAAACAUGCUAAUAAUGAAGGUGUUGAGGAUGGCAACGGCAGCAGUUCAAGAAAAUCCCGUCGUAAAACCCAAAUGUCUGUGAGUGAACGGCUCCUUAAAGAGUUCUGCUGCCCUAUCUGCCACAAAGUGAUGACUCAGCCGCUUACUACUCCCUGUGCACACAAUUUUUGCAAGUCCUGUUUGCAGGAUGCCUUCGCGGGCCAAACUUUUAUGAAGGCUAGAACAUGUGAAGGUAGACGUACUUUACGGGCCAAGAAAAACAUCAUGAAAUGUCCAUCAUGCCCUCAUGACAUUUCUGAAUACCUUCAGAAUCCACAGGUGAAUAGAGAAUUGAUGAGUGUGAUAGAAUCACUUCAGAGGCAGACCAAAGAAACGGAGGAAAAUGCAGUUUCGGGUGAGGAAACAUCGAAUUCAGAUCAGAAAAAUGACGACAUUAACGAUGAGAAUCCCGAGACUGAGGUAAUGAAUCUGGAAGUUGGCGAACCUGGAAUAGAAGUUAUGCAGGAUUUGAAACGGAAAAAAUCUGGAGAUCAGAAAAAUGACGACGUUAAAGAUGAGAAUCCCGAGACUGAGGCAAAUAACAUGAGUAUGGAAGUUGGCGAAUCGGGAAUAGAAGUUAUGAAGGAAGGAUUUGAAGCGGAUCAAAUCUGAUGAUGGUGAUGAUGAUGUCAAUGAUGAUUCUGCGCGAGUUAACUUGACUAUAUACAUAUGUGUGUGUGUGUGUGGGCGUGUGUGUAUGUGCAUAUUAUAUGUUUUGUUUUUGGUUCAAAGAGGAGUUUUAGGAAGUAUGGCGUAUAACGUAUCUUAUAAUACUAUUUUGGCAACAAAUAUAUAAAAUAUAUGGGCUUAUGUA
Molecule: messenger RNA, 2686 nt
Organism: Helianthus annuus (common sunflower)
Lineage: Eukaryota; Viridiplantae; Streptophyta; Magnoliopsida; Asterales; Asteraceae
Product: E3 ubiquitin-protein ligase ORTHRUS 2
Exons: 9
Coding region: 373-2484 (703 amino acids)
Biological process (GO): protein ubiquitination; negative regulation of gene expression via chromosomal CpG island methylation
Molecular function (GO): ubiquitin protein ligase activity; metal ion binding
Source: RefSeq, a predicted model, not a curated record